Molecule: messenger RNA, 535 nt
Organism: Aspergillus glaucus CBS 516.65
Lineage: Eukaryota; Fungi; Ascomycota; Eurotiomycetes; Eurotiales; Aspergillaceae
Exons: 2
Coding region: 220-501 (93 amino acids)
Source: RefSeq, a predicted model, not a curated record
AGUCUGUCCUGUACAUCAACCGCUUCUUGAACCCAAUCACCACUCCUGGCUACUCUUAAUGUGUCAAUUGUGUGUCCUGCAGGUGGCAUUCCAAGAUCAUGAAUUUCAAUUGCUUGUGCUUCCUGAGACUUCUGAGAGGGGAUAAUCAGCAGUAUGGAGAGCUGCAUGCAUGUGUGUCGUGUCCUGCUACAUUGAGAAAUGUAUUGGUGAUAUGCUGCCAUGUGUGCCAAAGCAUGUCUAGUAUUAUCAGAGAAGCCCAAGGUUCACCUUGGGUGUGUCGCACGCUGUUUUGAGAGUGACAAUGCUAGGGAAAGCCAUGGCCGGUUGCUAAGUCUCUCGUGUUGCUGUACCUUACUUCGUAUAGUAGAUUACGAUUCUGCCUGGACUCGAGAUCAUCCCCUCGAUAGCAAUAAAAGGUUUCCUCUCUAUACCACUAUGUCUCUUUUCUUUCUUUUUCUUUCUGAGACGGGUGAUCUUGGUCCUGGUAUGUGCUGCAGCUAAACCUGACACCUCUCCUUGAUCCAGUAGAAUUACU